AUGGCGAGGACCAGCGGGGAGAAGGAGUCGACGGGGGGGGCGCCAGAGCCAAUCAGCACCGUCCUUCUGACAGGAAGUGAUGCCGGCUCGGCAGUGAGACAGAUCCUUCCAGAUGUUGGAGUGCUCGUCAUCAGUGUCCUGACCUGGAGGCUGAUCGUAAGAAUGGACGCUGACACACACACGCAGGAGCAGCAGGAGGACCUGGUGUUGGAGGAGGACUCAGUCUUUGGAGACGAGGACGAGGAGGAAAUCUGCAGAAACAAGUUACUGGUUGAACUAGAGUUACUGGUCAGUAAAACCAGGCAGAUGGUGGAAACCAUGAUGACGACGGGACGGAAAGUCUUGCUGACAGUUCUGCUGGGACUGACAGGCAUCAUGUUCCCCUCCCUCUCCUCCCUCCCCUACCUGCUAUGUUUUCAGGUGUUGUGUACGUGGUGGGCGUGGUCCGGCCAGGUCCCGCCCCUCCUCUUUAGGUGCGUGUCUGGUGUGUCACUGCCCUACUCCGCGUCCCACUUCCUGCUCCUCUACAGCUACCAGCUGCCCUCGCUGCAGGAGGUGUGGCCCCCCAACCGCACCUCUGCCAGAGUGUUCGGGAUGGUCCCGGCCGGCUCGGUGGACUGCUCCGCCCCCUGGAGGCUGCAGGUGAACUCUGAGCUCAGCUGGUUUCACCUCUGCAGUCCUCUGCUGCUGCUGCUGCUCUACAACAUCCUGGCCAGUCUGUGGAGGAACCAGCUGAUCGACGGUGAUGGGGGGCGGGGUACAUCUAGGACAGAGUCAGUGAUCAGCAGGAGCUGUGACAUCAUCACUGCCACCAGCACCCUGAGUGAUGAUGUCAGCAGUGAUGAUGUCACCAGUGACAUCACAGCGGAGCGACGGAGAGAGCUGUGGAGGAGAGCUCACGAUCCUCCCGAGUACAGAGAUACGCUGACGUCCUCCACCAAUCACAGAACCACUGACUCUUUUGCCCCGCCCACCCAGAGCACAGCCCUAGGAUUGGAUGUUUCUUUCACGCCUCACUACUCUCUCAGCCAAUCAGACACUUUAGAGACGUGUGCGUUUGAAGGAGAUGAAUGGGAGGAGGAGGAAGAGAAGGAGGAGGAGGAUGAAGAUGAAGGGGGCGGCGCCGCCGCGCUGGCCUUCAGCUUCCUCCUCAAACAGAGCUACAUCUGCGCCCUGGUGGCCAUGAUGGCCUGGCCCAUAACGUACGUGUCCUGGCUGACGUGCGUCCUGCUGCUGUGGUCCUGCAUCCUCUGGAUGAUGCGAGAGCGCCGCCGUUACACGCUGAUGUCAUCACCCUGGCUGGUUGCCUACGGCAACCUGCUUGUCAUCCUACAGUAUGUCUACAGCUUCCCCUCCGUCCAGGAAGUUCCUGGACUGUUUCCGAAGAAAGACGACCCCUGCAGGGAGCUUGUCUCCAAGUUGUUGUGUCUGUUGACCUUCUGGCUGCUACUGCGCCAGGCGCUAACGGAGAAGAGAGACAGACAGAAAGACCUCCAGCUGUCCACCAUCACUGUCCACACACAGGAGGAGCAGCUAGUUGGUGACCAUCAGCAGGAGAAGAAGAAGAAGGAGGAGGAGGAGGAGGAGGAGGAGGAGGAGGAGGAGAAGAAGAAGAAAAAGGAGAUGUCGUACGAGGAGGUGCUGCUCCUGCAGGGAGGAGGACCACUUAAGAUGGAGGCUCUUGUUGCCGUGGUUACCAGGAUGUUUGUUAAAUACUGGAUCUACGUCUGCGGAACGAUGUUCUUCUUCGUUAGUUUUGAAGGAAAAAUCGUUGUAUACAAAGUGAUCUAUAUGGUGAUGUUCCUCUGCUGCGUCGCCCUCUACCAGUUGAACUACGAGCGUUGGCGUGCCAUGCUCAGGGGUUUCUGGGUAGCCGUUGUGGUUUACUCCAUGCUGGUUCUGAUCCUGGUCUACACCUUCCAGUUCCCCUCGUCCCCCGACACCUGGAGCUACUACACUGGACUCAGCACUCACAGGCUGGAGGACGUCGGUCUGGAGAAGUUUUCUGUUCCCGUUCUCUUCACCAGGAUCUUCAUCCCCGCUUCAUUUCUCCUGGUGUGUAUCGUCCACCUUCAUUACUUCCACCAGCCGUUCCUGCAGCUGACCGACCUGAAGACAGUGGUGGACACACACAACAGCACCAUCAGCAGGUUAGUCCACUCUGACGGCAGCCUGUUUGACCUGUCGCUGGGUGGAGCUCCUCUUCUCCUCCUGGAGGAGGAGACACAGGAAGAGAGACAGGAGGAGAGACAGGAGGAGAGACAGGAGGAGAGACAGGAGGAGGACCCCUGCAUGUUGGACCGGGAAACCCUGUCUGACCACAUCACAGGGCUGGUGUCCUGGCGGUUGGUGGUGGACCGUCUCACGGUUCUGUCCCUGCGCCUCCUUGUCUCCCUGCAGCGCCUCCAGUUUGUCCUCUGGUGGAUCCUGGAACUGCACAUUGUCAAGAUUGUGUCCUUGUACAUCAUCUGGGUCUGUGUGAAGGAGGUGUGUGUGUUGAACCUGGUGUUCGUGCUGUGCGUUGCCGUGGCGAUGCCCUGCAGGGCGUGGCGCCCCCUGCUGUCCGGGGUCUGUACGGUCUGGACCUGUGUACUGACCGUCUGUAAGAUGUUGUAUCAACUCAACGUCGUCCAGCCAAUCAGAUACUCCUCCAACUGCACUAUGCCAGGUAACUCCAGUACUGACCUGUCUGUGUCUGGUCUGUACUCCGGGCCCGUCGACCCCGCCCAGUGGGUGGGUCUUCGGAAGACGGAUGGGAAGCUGCUCGACUACCUGAGGUCUAACCUGACGAUGCUAGCGCUGCUAGCCUUCGAGGUAACCGUCUACAGACACCAGGAGCUGUACCGUCUCCGCCGUAACCAAGCCCCGCCCCAGACCCGGACGCUGUUUCAUGACAUCACCAGGCGUCACCUAGACGACGGAGUGCUGAGUUGCAUCAAGUACUUCCUCAACUACUUCUUCUACAAGUUUGGAUUGGAGACCUGCUUCCUGUUGGCUGUGAACGUGAUUGGUCAGCGGAUGGACCUAUUUGCUGUAGGCCACGCCUUCGGCCUCAUCACCGUCCUAUCACAGCGCAACAGGAAGCGCAUCGCCGCGGUGUGGCCCAAGUACUGCUACUUCCUGUCGGGUCUGUUGUGUUUCCAGUACCUGCUGUGUGUCGGGUUCCCCCCCGCUGCCUGUACAGAUUAUCCCUGGAGACCCCCCAACUCCAACAUGGACUCUGACGUGGUGAAGUGGCUCUUCCUCCCUGAUCACCUGACCCCCCCGAACCCCUUCUUCCUCCUCUACGACUUCCUGCUGGUCCUCGGCGCCGCGCUACAGCGGCAGGUCUUUGAGGAAGAGGUCCAGCCGGCGGUUCAGAUCCUCGCUGGAGACAACUGGGAGCUGGACGAAGACAACGGACGUGUCUCUGAUCCAAUCAGACGGCUCUGUGUCAACACAGGCCCAGACUUCAUGCUCUGCAGGUCUUACUUGGACAUGAUGAAGUUGAUAAUCUUCAGCUACAUGUUCUGGUUCGUCCUCACCAUCAUCUUCAUCACCGGGACAACCAGGAUCAGUGUCUUCUGUAUGGGUUACCUGGUGGCAUGCUUCUACUUCCUGUUGGUGGGCGGGGACCUGCUGCUGAAACCAGUCAGAUCCAUCCUGCUGUAUUGGGACUGUCUGAUUGGCUACAACGUGUUCGUCAUCACCAUGAAGAACAUCCUGUCGAUCCUGGCGUGUGGUUUCAUUAAGUCGUUGGUGAUGAAUCACUGUUGGCUGAUUCAGCUCUUCAGUCUGGCCUGCACCAUCAAAGGAUACACCAGACCGGAGCAACAAAGCAGUAAACAGUGUGAGUUGCCGAGCGACGAGGCCGGCAUCAUCUGGGACGGCGUCUGUUUCUGUUUCCUGUUGCUGCAGAGGAGAGUCUUCAGGAGUCAGUACUUCCUGUAUGUGGUCCUGGAUCUUCAAAAUACACAACUACUGGCUUCCAGGGGCGCGGAGCUCUUCGAGGCGUCCACAUUGAAAGCUGUCAGAGCAAGACUGGAGAUGGAGAAGACGUCCAUGGACCUGCUGAAGAGACAGAUGGAGAGAAUUAAAUUCAGACAGCAGAAGUUCCGCAGAGGAAAAGCUAAAAUGUUGAGUUUGACCCAAGACAGCUUCCACACUGAUGGUCCGGAAACCAAGAAGGGUCAGCAACGGAAAAAGUGGUGGAGACCCUGGGUUAACCACACCUCCAUGGUGAGGAGCGGUGACUACUACCUGUUUGAGACAGACAGUGAGGAAGAGGAGGAGAAGAAGGAGGAAGAAGAAGAGGAGAAGAAGGAGGAGGAGCUACCUGACAAAUCAGCCUUCCAGUUUGUCUAUCACGCCUGGAUAACAGACUCCAAAACAGCAAUGAGAGCUCGCAAAAACCAAAAGAAACUGUGGAAGAAAAGCUCGUCUAAACGAAGGAGUAGGAAGGAGGAGAAGAGAGAAGCUGGAGUUAUAGAAGAGGAGGAGGAGACAGAGGAGGAUGAAGAAGAAGAAGAAGAAGAGGAGGAGGGUCCUGACACGGUGUUGCGUCGGUUUUCCAACACGAUGCGGUUCUGUUGGGUUCUGCUGUCAGCUCUGCUAGACUCUCUGACUGCCUGGCUCAACGGUCUGUGUCAGGAACACAUCGACAUUUCCACGGUCCUCCGCAUCGAGCGCUGCAUGCUAACGCAGCAGGCUAAGCAGGGUAAUGUUCCCACCAGAGAGGCGAUCCACCUUUACUACCAAGAACAGAUGAUGAAAAGCUCCAGUGAGUCAGGCCUGAACUACAGUACCCAUGAGGCAAAGGAAACCCUGGGGGGAGCAGAGGAAACCCCGGGGGCAACAGAGGAAACCCCGGGGGCAACAGAGGAAACCCCGGGAGCAGCAGAGGAAACCCCGGGGGCAGCAGAGGAAACCCCGGGGGCAGCAGAGGAAACCCCGGGGGCAGCAGAGGAAACCCCGGGGGCAACAGAGGAAACCCCGGGAGCAGCAGAGGAAACCCCGGGGGCAGCAGAGGAAACCCCGGGGGCAGCAGAGGAAACCCUGGGGGCAACAGAGGAACCACAGGAAACUUUGGGGGCAGCCGAGGAAACCCCGGGGGCAGCAGAGGAAACCCCGGGGGCAGCAAAGGAAACCCCGGGGGCAGGAGAGGAAACCCUGGGGGCAACAGAAGAAACACAGGAAACUUUGGGGCAGCAGAGGAAACCUUGGGGGCAGCAGAGGAAACCCCGGGGGCAGCAUGGUGGAGACUCAAACCAGCGACUUCCUGGUGACACACAGCCGACUCAGACCAGCGCCUCCUCCCCCACGUCCCCGUCUUCCCUUCUCCUCCCCCCCUCUUACAGCCUGGCUCUGGGCCUGGACCUACAGGAGGAGAAUGCUGGGGUGGGAUUCAGGAGGCGAGUGCCGGUUCAGACACCAGGGGAAAGGAGUGACUUCCUGUCUGACUCGGCCUCCACUUCCUGUCUGCUGACGUUUCGCACUCAGGAGCUGACAGCCAGUGAGCUUCUAAGGAACAGGACUUUCCACAAUGUGGAGCUUGAGGUGUCAGACUGUUUCUAUGCCAACCAACACCAGCUGCUCCAGCUGUGCUACGCCCUCUACAACAUCCUGGCAGCCAGGUCGGAGACGGUGUGUUACCUGGUCAUCGUGUUGAACCACAUGGUGUCUGCCAGCUGUCUGACGUUGGUACUUCCUGUUCUGGUGUUUCUGUGGGCCACGCUGUCGGUCCCCCGACCCAGUAAGACCUUCUGGAUGACGGCCAUCAUCUACACCGAGGUUACUAUCGUCAUCAAGUAUUUCUUCCAGUUUGGCUUUUUUCCAUUCAACCAAAAGCUGGAGGUGGACCGGUCCAAACCGUUCCAUCCCCCGAACAUCCUGGGCGUGGAAAAGAAGGAAGGCUACGUCCUUUACGACCUGCUGCAGCUGCUGGCGUUGUUCUACCACCGGGCUAUAUUAAAGUGCCACGGACUGUGGGACCAGAAUGUUGCCAUGGAGACCGACACUCUCCAUCACCCUGACAACCAGCUUGACUCCACCCGCAGUGCUACCUCCAUUGAUGUGGCUGACUCUGCUAGCUCGCUGCGCCGGCGCGGCCGGAGACGGACGCGCUCCAGCUCCACCCAGCCGCGCUCUCCUGCAGGCAGCAUGUGUUCCAGGUCUCAGCCCCCCGGCAGGUUGGAUCUGCUGCUGGAGAAACUGCGAGAGCUUUCCAUCAGAGCCAAGAAGCACUCUAUUAGCAGGUGCAUGUCUCUUUACCAUCCGGUCCUUCAGUUCUUCAGAGCUCUCGUCCAACCAGAAUACAGCGCCGUCACUGAUGUUUACGUCCUCAUGUUCCUCGCCGACACCAUCGACUUCAUCAUCAUCGUCUUCGGCUUCUGGGCUUUCGGAAAACACUCUGCAGCUGCUGACAUCACUUCCUCCCUCUCAGAAGACCAAGUUCCUGAAGCUUUCCUGGUGAUGGUUCUGAUCCAGUUUGGCACCAUGGUGAUAGACAGGGCUCUGUAUUUGAGGAAGACAGUUUUGGGCAAGUUGGUCUUCCAGGUGAUUUUGGUUUUUGGAAUUCACUUCUGGAUGUUCUUCAUCCUGCCGACGGUCACCGAGAGACGGUUUAACCAGAACCUGGUGGCCCAGCUCUGGUACUUUGUGAAGUGUGUGUACUUCGGUCUAUCGGCCUAUCAGAUCCGGUCUGGGUACCCGACUCGGGUUCUGGGAAACUUCCUGACCAAGAGCUACAACUACCUGAACCUCUUCCUGUUCCAGGGUUUCCGUCUGGUCCCCUUCCUGACGGAGCUCCGGGCGGUGAUGGACUGGGUCUGGACGGACACCACCCUGUCUCUGUCCUCCUGGAUCUGUGUGGAGGAUGUGUAUGCUCACUGCUUUGUCCUGAAGUGUUGGAGGGAAUCUGAGAAGAGGUACCCUCAGCCUCGCGGCCGGAAGAAGAAGCGUGUUGUGAAGUACGGGAUGGGGGGUCUGAUCGUUCUGCUGCUGAUCUGCAUCGUCUGGUUUCCGCUGCUCUUCAUGUCGCUCAUUAAGUCUGUCGCCGGGGUUGUGAACAAACCGCUCGACGUCUCUCUGACCAUCACCCUGG
Etheostoma spectabile (orangethroat darter) is the source of this 7081-nucleotide messenger RNA. Its product is annotated as piezo-type mechanosensitive ion channel component 2-like. NCBI's taxonomy places the organism in Eukaryota, Metazoa, Chordata, Actinopteri, Perciformes, Percidae. Gene Ontology annotation, cellular component: membrane. Gene Ontology annotation, molecular function: mechanosensitive monoatomic ion channel activity. The record is from RefSeq and is a predicted model, not a curated record.